AUGUCAGGUGUCAGCUACGACGCCGAGGGGCCCCCUUUUGGUCCCAUCGUCAACGGCACGCAGAUUGAGCUAUUGUUGCGGCCCUCGAACCCGGCCUUGCUAACUGUGCGUGCCAGGCGAGGCGUUCGGCUACUAUGGACGAGUGAUGGCCAUCGCAGUCCGAAUGUCGCUGGUCCCUUCAUUAUCCAGAACCUCCUGAUACUGGGCAUGGCGCCGCUCAUCGCCGCCACCGUGUAUAUGAGCCUCGGUCGAGUGAUCAAAGCGCUUGACCUCCGCGAGCACCUUCCGAUCAGUCCAAGGCUCAUGACGACGUUCUACAUCAUUGUGGACGUUGGGUGUUUUGUCACCCAGGUGUUCGGUUCAGUCAUGCCGGCAUCCGGUGACCCUGAGGGUAUCGCGCUGGGCAGAAACCUCAUCAUCGGCGGGCUGAUCGCGCAGCUCGUGGCACUGUCCCUCUUCACGUUUUCCAAUUUCCACGCCCAUCACCAUGCUAGGAGACUGGCGAUGGCAAAGGGCGGGGGGUCGAUUCCGCUGGACGGCGCGCGAUACUUCGGGGUCAGCUACGCCGCGACUCUAGCCAUGUUGACUCGGGCGUUGGUCAGGGGUGUCGAGUACUUGCAGGGCGGCGAUGGCUUCGUUAUGAGACACGAAGUCUUCCUGUAUCUGUUUGACGCCGUUCCCAUCACCUUGAUUCUGGCUCUUUACAUAUUCAUACACCCAGGACGACUAGUAAGAGAGGCCGAAAAGAAGAAUUGGGGCAUGGAGUUGUUGGAGUCGAGGCGCUGA
This is a messenger RNA of Verticillium alfalfae VaMs.102, 786 nucleotides long. RefSeq names its product RTM1. Gene Ontology annotation, cellular component: membrane. The record is from RefSeq and is a predicted model, not a curated record. Bases 1 to 786 code for a protein of 261 amino acids. Lineage: Eukaryota; Fungi; Ascomycota; Sordariomycetes; Glomerellales; Plectosphaerellaceae. The transcript is spliced from 2 exons.